GUCCGCCAUUUUUUUUCCUUGGUAGGUAGCGUAGAUUAUCCCCGGAUUUUGCAAACGGUUUUUACUUUCCUAUGUUAUUUUUGGGCAGGGAAUCAUCUGUACAGGUUAAAGAUCAGGGUCCUUCACGAGGACAAUCUCGGUCCGGGUACUGGAAAAUAUAGGCGGGCACUCGUCGGACGGCCACGAUCUACAGUAUCGCCGAAAGCUGCCGUCGUAGGGUUGUUUGGGAUGCCAGCAUCUCAGGUCCCCGCACAGGAAUCCAACGGCUCCUACUUCUCUCCCAUCCCCAUCCACACAGAUUGGAACCCACUCCCAACCGGAUAACAGGACAACUAUAUAAGCGCCUCAAGAUAACAGAAGCGUUGAGCCAAGAAACGCACACCUCGAGGCUCGAUGGAGGGACUGAAGCUAGUGGACGUCCCGAGAGCCCUCCCUCUCCUCUCCGCCGCUUUCGGCACCCGCCACCGCCGCCGCCCUCCGGCGACGUCGAGCUGCAGUCUCCGUUCCUUUCCUGGAUGCUGUUGCUUGGAAUAUGCUAGUGCUGCUGGGAGAACAUAUUUUUGGGUUCCUUCAAGUCAUAUUUGCAACUCUAAAUCUCAAAAGAAAAUAAUUUUCAGUGUAAGAUCUUCAAUAGAACCUGUGACUCAAGAAAUGCUUGGAGGCAUACCUAAGGAUUACUCUAUGAGUGGGGAUGAAAUACGACAUCGUUUUCUUAACUUUUAUGCUUCACGAGGUCACAAGAUACUCCCAAGUGCAUCACUUGUACCGGAUGACCCUACAGUUUUGCUUACAAUUGCUGGAAUGCUUCAGUUCAAGCCUAUUUUUCUUGGCAAGGAACCUAGACGUGUACCAUGUGCUACAACUGCUCAAAGAUGCAUACGAACUAAUGAUGUCGAGAAUGUGGGACAAACUUCUCGACACCAUACCUUUUUUGAGAUGCUUGGAAACUUCAGCUUCGGUGAUUACUUUAAGAAGGAAGCCAUUGUAUGGGCAUGGGAGCUUACGACCAAGGAGUUUGGAUUACCUCCGGAUAGACUGUGGAUUAGUGUUUUUAAAGAUGAUGAUGAAGCCUUCUCUUUAUGGCACAAUGAGGUAGGUGUACCUAAGGAGCGCAUUAAGAGGAUGGGUGAAGAUGACAACUUUUGGACCAGUGGAGUCACCGGACCAUGUGGCCCUUGCUCUGAGAUUUAUUAUGAUUUCCAUCCUGAGAGGGGAUAUUCUGAUGCUAAUUUGGAUGAUGAUAGUAGAUUUAUAGAGUUUUACAAUCUGGUCUUCAUGCAAUAUAACAAAAAGGAGGAUGGAUCCCUUGAACCCUUAAAACAAAAGAAUAUAGAUACGGGCAUGGGCCUCGAGCGUAUGGCGCGGAUCCUUCAGAAGGUUCCAAACAAUUACGAGACUGACUUGAUCUUUCCGAUUAUAGAGAAAGCUGCAAAUUUGGCAAAGAACUCGUAUGCUAAAGCAGAUAAUGUUACAAAGACCAAUCUUAAAAUUAUUGGAGAUCAUAUGCGUGCUGUUGUUUAUCUGAUAUCAGAUGGGGUUUUUCCAUCAAAUAUUGGCAGAGGUUAUGUAGUUCGAAGACUCAUAAGAAGAGUUGUUCGAAUUGGUAGGUUGCUAGGUAUAAAAGGCAAUGGUCAAGGGGAUGUUGAAGGAGCUUUUUUACCAGUACUCGCUGAGACAGUGAUAGAACUUAGCACCCACAUCGACCCAGAUCUGAAAUCAAGAAUGACCCAUGUUCUUGAUGAGUUAAGGAGAGAAGAACUGCGGUUUGUGCAGACUUUGGAGAGAGGAGAAAAGCUACUGGAUCAAUUUCUGUCUAAUGCUUUAUCAAAUGAAGGUGAAAAUGGAAAUAGGCCUUGUCUGUCCGGGAAAGAUGUAUUCCUUUUAUAUGACACCUAUGGUUUUCCAAUAGAGAUAACAGCUGAAGUUGCUGAAGAACGAGGAGUUAGCAUUGAUAUGGAGGGAUUUGAUAUUGAAAUGGAAAAUCAAAGACGACAAUCUCAAGCUGCUCACAAUGUAGUCAAACUUUCAGUUGGAAAUGAAUUGGAGCUUGCAAAGAGUGUUCCUGACACUGAAUUUUUGGGAUACGACAUGCUUUCUGCUAGUGCCAUAGUAAAGGGUCUUUUGGUGAAUGGCGAUCCAGCUGCACAUGUUUCUGAAGGCAGUGAUGUAGAAAUUAUGUUGAACAGGACACCAUUUUAUGCUGAAUCAGGUGGUCAGAUAGGAGAUAAUGGUUACUUAUACUGCAUAGGAGAUGAAAAUAAAAAACAGAAAGCAAUCGUGGAAAUAAAGGAUGUCCAAAAAAGUCUUGGAAAUAUAUUCGUUCAUAAAGGUACAAUAAAGGAGGGGACAUUGGAAGUCGGCUUAGAAGUGGAUGCUGCAGUUGAUGCAAAAUUGAGGCAGAGGGCUAAAGUCCACCAUACUGCAACACAUCUACUUCAAGCUGCCCUUAAAAGUGUCAUUGGCAAGGAAACAUCACAAGCUGGUUCCCUGGUAGCCUUUGACCGACUUCGAUUUGAUUUUAACUUCCAUCGUCCACUCGCCGAACAUGAAAUAAUGGAAAUUGAAGUACUGAUAAAUCAGUGGAUUAGUGAUGCAACACAACUUCAAACAAAAGUUAUGCCUCUAUCUGAUGCCAAGCAAGCAGGUGCAAUUGCAAUGUUUGGUGAAAAAUAUGGAGAACAGGUGAGAGUUGUAGAGGUCCCUGGUGUAUCAAUGGAACUUUGUGGUGGGACACAUGUGAGCAAUACUUUGGAGAUUCGUGGCUUUAAAAUAAUUUCAGAACAGGGAAUUGCUUCUGGAAUCAGACGUAUUGAAGCUGUUGCUGGUGAAGCUUUUAUUGAGUAUGUCACUGCUCGAGAUAACCAUAUGAGACAUUUGUGCUCGAUACUCAAAGUAAAAGCAGAAGAUGUCACCGGUCGAGUGGAAAACAUACUGGAGGAGCUAAGGAUGGCUAGGAAUGAAGUUUCAUCUCUGCACAAUAGAAUUGCAGUAUUGAAAGCAUCAAUUAUUGCAAAUAAAGCCUUUCUGGUUGGAAGCUCAAAUGUCAGGGUGGUCGUUGAGAGUAUGGAUGACUUGGAUGCUGAUGCUCUGAAAAGUGCUGCUGAAUAUCUUGUGGGUUCAUUGAAUGAUCCUGCAGCUGUGGUUCUAGGGUCAUGCCCAGGAGAUGGAAAGGUAAGCCUGGUAGCUGCAUUUAGUCCUGGAGUUGUUGGAAUGGGAAUUCAGGCAGGGAAAUUUAUAGGAGGUAUAGCUAAACUUUGUGGUGGAGGAGGUGGUGGCAAGCCUAAUUUUGCCCAAGCUGGUGGGAGGAAGCCUGAGAACUUGUUAGAUGCCCUGGAGAAAGCUCGAGUUGAACUUAUGAAGACUUUGACUGAAAAUAUCAGCGAAACUGCAAUUUGAAAAACAUUUUGGUUUCAGAUAUAAUCCUUCUCAAUGAAUCAAAAUCUCGCACAAACAGUUACGUUCAAAAGUUUCAAUUGCUUCCUAUGAGGUUUAGCAGCAGAUGCUUAUAUAAAUUUCCAGUGCUAAUUGGCUACCAGAUCAAGUUGUUGGCAUGCUGGUGAAUGUAAUUCUGAACAUCAGUAAAUUGUCCACCUCCACCAUUCCUCUGAUUUUGUAAAUACAAAAUCUGUUUUCCUAUUGUAGCGAGUUAUAUAUUGAACUGUACAGCAGUGGAAAAGCAAUAGAAAUGUAUUUCUAUCACCAAGAAAAAAGGCUCUCUCUUCAAAA
Elaeis guineensis (African oil palm) is the source of this 3726-nucleotide messenger RNA. Its product is annotated as alanine--tRNA ligase, chloroplastic/mitochondrial. The record is from RefSeq and is a predicted model, not a curated record. Lineage: Eukaryota; Viridiplantae; Streptophyta; Magnoliopsida; Arecales; Arecaceae. Gene Ontology annotation, cellular component: cytoplasm; chloroplast; cytosol. Gene Ontology annotation, molecular function: ATP binding; alanine-tRNA ligase activity; aminoacyl-tRNA deacylase activity. Gene Ontology annotation, biological process: alanyl-tRNA aminoacylation.